Messenger RNA from Ceratitis capitata (Mediterranean fruit fly), 5521 nucleotides. It is a transcript of the gene ush, whose product is annotated as zinc finger protein ush. Lineage: Eukaryota; Metazoa; Arthropoda; Insecta; Diptera; Tephritidae. Bases 1037 to 5068 code for a protein of 1343 amino acids. Gene Ontology annotation, molecular function: RNA polymerase II-specific DNA-binding transcription factor binding. The record is from RefSeq and is a predicted model, not a curated record. Gene Ontology annotation, cellular component: nucleus. The transcript is spliced from 12 exons. Gene Ontology annotation, biological process: heart development; negative regulation of transcription by RNA polymerase II; cell differentiation.
AAAAAUAUUUUUCAAAGAUAUUUAGUUACAAAAAAAUAAUAAUAACAAUUGAAAGUAUUAUACAUUCCAUGCAAUAUCACAUUGCAUUUCAAAGGCAUUACUCAACUUUUGACGUAGAGAAAAAAUGACCAAAAAACAAAUAAAUUAAAAUGAAAUAUAAAAAAUUUGAUUGAAAGCACAAAAAAUAAAUAAUAAAUCCAUAUAUCCCAUAACCAAUUGUUUAAGCCACAAAAAAAAACAAAUAAAAAUAAACGCCAUUCCGUCACUGGAUAGUUCAUCCAUACGUUUCAGUACACACACAUACAUACAUACCUUCAUUUCUGCAUACAAGCCAACAAAUAUUAAUACAUAUAUAUAUAUAUGUAUGUAUGUACAUAUGUAUGUACAUUGUAUCGUACUAUAUGAAUAAAUAAAUAUCGGCGUUGAGUUAUAAAAUAUGCAGCGAUAAAAAUCGUCAACAUUCAACAUUGUUUCACUACAACUGCUGCUGUUGUUGCUGUUGCUGCCUUUUGUUGUUGUUGCGGUUUCUCGUAUAUUUGCUUGUGAUAAAAUCAGCUUGUUUAAUUUUUUCAUUGUCGUUGUUUGAGUGCUGUGUUGUGUUUUUUUUUUUUUUUUUUUUUUGGUUUUCCUGUGCAUGUGAUUGACUUCUGCUCAGAAGCACAAAUACACACAAACACACACGGCCACUCGCACUCUCAUUCACACUCGCUCAUUCGCGAUAAUCAACAUUUCUCUUGGGGAUGCGGGCCUGCCCCACACACACUUUUUGUUUUUGUUUGUAAUUGUUGUUGUUUUUUUUCGUAGUAUUUGUCACUCACAAACUGUUCAUUAUCGUCGUGAAUUGAAUUUAUCGCCUCGGCGGCACACAAGUGUUAGUGUACGAAAAGUGAGUGGACUUUAGCGAGUGACUGAGUGAGUGAGUGACAAAAAUAGAGAGAGAGAGCGCGCGCGUGUGGCAACAAAGGGUGCAUAUUGAAUAUGUGCGGUGUCAGAUGGUGGUGAAUAGUAGUGUUGGAUAACGAUUAAAGGAAUAAAAAUGUUUGGUGAUUGCGCUGAAACAACAGACGAGAUGACAGCCGAUAGCAGAGAUUCCAAAGAUCUAAGUCCCACCGACUUAACAGAUGAUCAACAACAACAUUUAGAGCGCGAAGAUCAUCGCUUUGAAGAGACUGACAUUGAAAUGGAGGACGAUACGAUUACAAGAGACACAGGCGAAAAUCGUAUAUUACCUACAAAUCCACAUCGAAUAUCGCCAAGCAGUAGAGAAGAAAACGAAAUGAGCCGGUCGCCAAGUGUGACUGCAGCGAAUAGCUCAAACUCUGCAGAUGCUUUUCCCUCCGAGCAUAAAAUCGAAUUGAAUAUAGAGCCUGAAAAGCUAGAAGAACCAACUGAGCUAAGUAUCGAAUCAACUUCGCCGAACCCGAAUGACACACGGCCUGCCAGUCGAAGCAGUCCACAUAAGGAUCUGCUGACGGCCGGCAAUGAGACACCACCAACCGCGUCACCUACAAGUAUAUUACCUAAAUUACGUUUAAAUGCGCUUUUGGCUUCCGAUCCGGCAUUGAAACCGGAUGCAAAAGACCUGAAAGUCUUACACGAAGAAACACAAAGCAAAAAUCGACUCGCGCAAUUGCCACCACCGCCGGCGCUUACCAAACAGGAAGACAUAGAUGCGAUGAUGAAUGCGCCAGUCGUCGGUGUGGUAGAACCGGUGCUGAAAACAGCAGCAGCAGCAGCACAAACUACUGCCAAUCCAGCGGAAAUCGCACCGCGUCUCAAGUUGUUCGUAUGUUUGCCUUGUGGCAUACAUUUUAGUUCACCAUCAACAUUGGAGGCGCAUCAGCUGUACUAUUGUUCGCAUCGCAAUAAGGACAUGGAAGCCGACGCAGAUUCACUCUCCACCGUAAUCGCUGAGAAGAGCACCGGUAUGAACGCAAACACCACUAAUUCAACAAGCGGCAAUAUUGGCUCAAGUAAUAGCAGUGGGGAACCUGCCGCCAAAGCCAUUAAGACUGGAAAACAAUAUGCGUGCACACAGUGCUCCUACAGCGCCGACAAGAAGGUCUCCCUCAAUCGUCACAUGCGUAUGCAUCAAACUUCGCCGGCGCAUAGUAGCAGCGCGCCACCAUCGAACGGCGCAGUUACCUUGGAUGACGGAAGUUCUAGUCAACAAACGGAUCGUUACUGCAGCGAUUGUGAUAUUAGAUUCAAUAACGUGAAGACGUAUCGUGCCCACAAGCUACACUACUGUAGUUCACGGCGUACCGAGGGUCAGCUAACACCUAAGCUGGAGGUUAGCACCGGUAAUACUAUUAAAGCGCCAAUAGGUGCCGCUGCCAUCAGCCCACAGACACGCACGAAGACACCAACACCAGCAAUGGUGGCCGCUGCCGCAGCUGCUGCCGCCGCCGCAUCAAUACAAGCUUCACCACCACAACCAUUUCUGGCGUUGCCCACCAAUCCAAUACUGAUAAUUCCUUGCUCUUUGAUACGUGCGGCAAGCUGGAUACCCGGACCACUUUCGUCAGUGUCCACAUCAAUUUCCAACCCCGAUACCACUUGCUACGUACUGGAUAAUGGCAACCUAAAACCACUAGCGACAGCUCUGAACAUGAGCAGUUUGAGCGCCAAUGCUGCAGCAAGCGGUAAUAACGCCAAUAAUAUUGUUGCAUCUGCUGCCAAUCUAAACAACCCACAAAUGCCUACCGUGGAAACACCGCCGGCUCGUCAACCUUCGCAGCCGAGCAAUGAAGCGAUUAACGAUGCACCUCCAAUCGAAAGGAAUGCUGGGCGCGGUGCUGAUAGAAGUGGUACGUCGACACCAAAGCGAAAGGAGGGCGCGCGUGAAUCCGCGCCAUUAGACCUCUCACUACGUCGUUCACCCAUUUCCUAUGCUAGUCUUCAGAGGCAGCGUGCACACUCCGCCUCCUCGUACGCCGACUCUGAACAACAACGCAUGGAUAUGGAGACUCUGUUGGAAGCAAGUAAAGAAAAUCUAUCAAUGGAUGAAAGCGGCACUGUCACACCCGAACAAAUCGUUUGCGCCCCAUCACUACCGAAUAGUCCCUCUAUGAGUCCUUCACCGAAACGGCGUGCAAUAAGCCCACGUAGCUCCGGCGCCGGCAGCACGUCCUCAAUGUCACCACCAGUAAAUGUGUCAACUGCCUCUUUGGUCGCUGCCGCUGCUAGCAAUAUGCUCGACCUACCGUUGCGUUCAAUGUUACCCACCGAUCUGGCGGUAAAACUCUCCGAAAGCAAUAUAAUGAAUCCAUUGUUAGCCAAGCAAAACUUCGAACUUGCACUAAAGCUCUCUGCCGUCGCGGCUGCUGCUGUAAACAACAGCUCUCCAGCGAAUGUGGGCAAUGGCUCGACACAUGCCGAGUUGGCUGCCGCAGCUGUGGCUGCUGCUGCAGGAAAAUCUUCGCUACUCGGCAUGCCGGUUUUGGGUAGCACCGCACCGACGGGUAACAACGCCAGUGUGGGUGGUGGUGCGGGCGCCGCGGUGCAACCUCAAAUUUAUGUUAAACAGGGUGUUUCCAAGUGCAAGGAAUGCAACAUCGUCUUCUGUAAGUAUGAAAACUAUUUGGCACACAAGCAACACUAUUGCUCAGCGCGCAAUCAAGAGAGCAGCGAGGGUGGUGAAGCAAAAACGGCCAACACCUCGCCUAUUGGCAUUGUUGGCGGCGCUACGAACGUAGAAGCAACUCCUGUUGCUUAUCAACAACUAAUUUGUGCUGCCUGUGGCAUCAAGUAUACAUCGCUGGACAAUUUGCGGGCUCACCAAAACUAUUAUUGUCCCAAAGGAGGUGGCACCGCAGCAGGAGCAGCUAAUGUGGCCGCUGCCGCAGCAACUGCCGAUGCUGGACAGUUACCUUUAGCCAAGGAAAAGUGCGGCAAAUGUAAGACAAUACACGAAAUGGGCUUGCCAUGUCCACCACCGCCGACACUGCAGCAAUCUCCAAGCGGUGCCCAGCACUUGACCGACGCUGCCAAUAUUAAUAUGGCGGCCUUGUCAACGAUUUCAGCUUCCAAUCAAAACGUCUAUAAAUGUCCCGUUUGUGAUGUAGUGAGUCUGAGCGCAACUGAGAGCCGAAAACAUAUGGAAACUCAUGGCACAGUGAAAGCAUUCCGUUGCAGUAUCUGCCGCUACAAGGGCAACACUUUACGUGGAAUGCGCACACACAUUCGCAUGCAUUUCGAUAAGAAGGCCACCGACCUCAAUGAGGAGCACUACAUGUCUUGCAUUCUCGAGGAUGAGGGUUUGGAAAUUCCAAGCAUUGCUUCAACGUUGAAUCAAGAGCAAUUGGCUCAACAAAUAGCCGCUGUACAACAUCAGCAACUGCAAUUGCAGGCACAACAGCGACAACAACAACAGCAGCAGCAACAACAAAUAUUUAAUUGUGAUUUAUGCAAUUACUCAUCCUCCUACAAGGGCAAUGUGCUCCGUCAUAUGAAACUGGUUCAUCCUCAUAUCAACAUUAACUCACCAUCAAUUUCACCUGAAGCUAACGACCUGGACAACGCUGAUUUGGCUGGUUUAAAUGGCGAGAGUGGCACUUUCAGCAUAAAAAGCGAACCACUCGAUUCAGCAACCAACGCCAAUCCAACACAAUUGCUAGACAAUAACAAUACAACAAUAUUGGCAUCCACCUUAACAGCCCCACCGCCAUUGAACAGCCUCGGCACCGAAGCAAUGCCACACAUUAAAACGGAACCAUUGGACAUUGCUGGCGAUACGCUACCAGCUGCCACCACACUACUGCCACCACCACCGCUUAAUUCACCAGCGAUUGGACCACCACCACCACUCAACGCGGCAACCGAUGAGAAUGCCACCGCUGCAGCGGUAAAUUUGAAAUACUGUCAAACUUGUGACAUCUCCUUCAACUACAUGAAAACCUAUGUGGCACACAAACAAUACUAUUGUAAGAACAAACUGCUACGACCCGAAGCGAGUGACAGUCCCAGUCCAAAUGCUGGUCUCAUGCCGAUGGCGUUGGCAUCGCCGAAUUCUCUGAUGUUGAUGCAAAAAAACAAAGAGAAUUUGCAACAGGAAGCAGCCAUUUGAUAGAACGAAAUGUGGCAAGCGCGUAAGCAGUGGGAAUGGUACUAUAAGUGCUUUUAAAGCAAACACGAAACAAAAAUGGGAGGGGGUGGAAAGAAGAAGUGAUAAUUUUUAGGUAUAAGUAUAAUGCAUUUAAGGUUUUUCGUGAAAAUUUUGUGUAGAAAAAUAGCUAAAACGUGCAGUAUUCGGCUGGAAUCUCUGUAGUUGAAAAGUAACUUUGGAAAAAAAAGCAAAAAACAAAUUUUUUUUCGAAAAUUAAAAAAAUAUGCAUAAUUGCAUUUUAAAGUUUAAGAAGAACGCAAUUUUUUCUUGCAAUUUGAAAAUUAUGUAAAAUAUUGUCACAAAUAACUUAUAACGAUAAUCCUUCAUGAUUUAAUGUGUAUGCCAAAGUUAAUUAUUAAUAUUAGAAAAGUUAUGCGAAAACCAAUAUAUAUACAUACAUAUAUAAUAUUAAUG